AUGCUUUCACUUUUAGCUGCAACAGCAUUACUGUUUGGAAUACCAUUGAAAUACCUGUCACUACUCAUCUUGGUGGUGCAAAACAGUGCCUUGAUUCUGGUUAUGCGUUAUACGCGAGCAAGUGUUCCAGAGGAUCAACGUUAUCUUGCGUCCACGGCAGUGAUUAUGAGUGAAGUUACAAAGACGUUGGCAUGUCUCGCAGUGUUGUACAAUAUCCCUCGUCGCCGGUCGAUGGCUAGACUGGGCGCAUUCUUGCACAGAGAAAUGGUCGUCAAGUGGCGAGAAUGCAGUAAAUUGGCAUUUCCCGCUAUUCUUUAUUUGAUCCAGAACAACUUGCAAUACGUAGCAGCUACCAACCUCGAUGCGGCCACCUUUCAAGUAACUUACCAACUCAAGAUCUUGACAACCGCCUUUUUCAGCGUCGUUCUCUUGCGCAAACCUCUUUCACGCCUCAAAUGGAUCUCUCUCGCUUUGCUUACCGCUGGUAUCGCUCUUGUUGUUUUACCCAAGGACACCUCUUCCUACAUCAUGGCAUGGUUCUUCAGCAGUGAUUUACAAACCAGCGCUAUCGAGGAAUCUGAAGGUGAUAGUCUUGGCAACCAAUCGAAUGCACAAGGUUUCUUCGCCGUCUUGAUGGCAUGCUUGCUUUCGGGUCUUGCUGGUGUUUACUUUGAAAAGAUCUUGAAGGCACCUGCCAAACAGCAACCAGAUCAACAACAAAUGCAGGAUAUUGAAGGCAAGGUGAAUGUUCCAUCUGAGGACGAUGACGACGACGACCAUCAUCAUCACCAUGACGACGAGAUCAGCCCUGAGGCAGCUGCACUAUGGAUCCGCAAUGUUCAAAUGUCUUUCUUUUCUAUCCUCGUGGGUAUGGUCUUUGUGGUGCUUUUGCAGGAUGGUACCACUAUUGCCGAAAAGGGAUUCUUUGUCAACUACACUCCCCUUACUUGGUGUGUGAUUGGUAUUCAAGCCUUUGGUGGUUUGAUUGUUGCUCUGGUAGUCAAGUAUGCAGAUUCCAUUCUCAAGGGCUUUGCUACUAGUAUCAGCAUCAUUCUCUCCAGUCUUAUGAGUGUUUGGCUCUUUGGAUUCAGUAUUACGUUUACUUUUGUACUUGGUGCUGCUCUGGUCAUCUACGCCACUUAUCUUUAUGGCUUGUAG
Molecule: messenger RNA, 1158 nt
Organism: Lichtheimia ornata
Lineage: Eukaryota; Fungi; Mucoromycota; Mucoromycetes; Mucorales; Lichtheimiaceae
Exons: 3
Coding region: 1-1158 (385 amino acids)
Biological process (GO): pyrimidine nucleotide-sugar transmembrane transport
Cellular component (GO): Golgi membrane
Molecular function (GO): UDP-galactose transmembrane transporter activity
Source: RefSeq, a predicted model, not a curated record